AUGGAUUCAAUAAAUCCUGACGAUUUUUCGAAGUCCCAGUUACAAAUCUGGUGCAAAAACCUAGGUUUACCAGAUACUGGCACUAAAAAUGUGCUAGCCGAACGUUUAAACCAACUUAGCCCUGUAGCGAGAGGGCAACAUCCAAAAGAUGGAGCUGCUCCUAACGGAGGCCUAAGUAAACGCGCGGAUCCCCCUGAAAAAGAUUGCUUGGAGCACCUAAAGAGCAUUUUGUAUUCAUCGGACGAUGGCGCCGGUCAGACGCAAAAUUUCGAGGCAGACUUGUUCCAAGGUCAACAGCAGCAAGAAGUAACGGCAAACGAACAGAACGAAGCAGAAAAUGGACAGAACGAAGCAGAAAAUGAUCAAAACGAUGCAGAAAGCGAGACGCAGACAGAAAACGAGAGCAUUACGAAUGAACCGCAAGAAAUAUCAAAAGCAACAAAUGAGAAAUCAAAUGAAAAGAGCAACAACGGAGAGCGCAACGCAAUAAAUGAGAAGUCAAAUGAAAAGAGUAGCAACGGAGAGCGCAAUGGAACAAAUGAGAAGUCGAAUGAAGAGAGCCAAAAAGAAGAAAACAUAGUAAAGUACACUUUGGAAAAAAAGCUGGAACUACUUUGCAAAGAAUCGAACUGGUUCGUAGAGAGAACGAGUUUUUGCGCCUUGCUGGCAACCCUGAGUCUGGCCACUCAAGCAGCUGGCUGGCGACGAAGACAGGUGACCAGGUCUUGGCCAAAGAUGUGA
Molecule: messenger RNA, 741 nt
Organism: Drosophila willistoni
Lineage: Eukaryota; Metazoa; Arthropoda; Insecta; Diptera; Drosophilidae
Exons: 1
Coding region: 1-741 (246 amino acids)
Source: RefSeq, a predicted model, not a curated record